GGUCGAACUAGCUAUAUAUUGUCCGUUUGGACUUUGGACGAAAGCGAUUUGCCGAAAAUCUCCCUGUUUCUUGAACAAAUCAAUAUCGAACGUAAUUCCAUUAAGGGCAUUUCUAGUAAUUUCAUCAUAGGCCUUGGCCAGAAGCCAGAACUCGAUUUCGUUAACGUACUUUCCACCUACCUUACAUAAACAGGCAACUGUCCUAAUUCAGCAACUGGUUGCCGUGAAUUGUGAUUUUGAGUUGGUUGCUUCCUUCUACUGUAGAGCAAACGAGAUUUUUGUCUUUUCAAAAUUGAAUCUGGGCAAAUUUCUCGUGUUUGUGUGGUUUCUGAGAUUGUUUUGAAGUAAUGAUCGUAUCUGCUCUUUUAACUUCAGUGGGGAUCAAUCUUGGCCUUUGUAUUCUAUUUUUCACACUAUAUUCUAUACUGAGGAAGCAACCAGGUAAUGUUAAUGUUUAUGCACCUCGUUUGGUAGCUGAAGGAAAAUUUCAGCACAACAGUCAUUUCCACUUAGAGAGGUUGUUGCCUUCUCCUGGUUGGGUACGAAGGGCAUGGAUGCCUUCCGAAGAGGAACUCUUGUCAAGUUCAGGCUUGGAUGCUGUGGUCUUAAUGCGUAUUUUUGUAUUCAGUUUAAGAGUAUUUUCCUUCGCUGGGAUCGUUGGAAUAUUCAUUCUUCUUCCGGUGAACUAUGUGGGGAAUCAACUAGAUUUUUCUGAUUUGCCAAAUAAAUCUUUGGACAUAUUCAGCAUUUCAAAUGUAAAUAAUGGCUCCAAAAGGUUAUGGAUUCACUUCUGCUCUGCAUAUGUUUUCACUGGAGUUGUCUGCUAUCUUCUUUAUUAUGAAUAUAAGUAUAUUUCAAUGAAGAGACUUGCUUACUUUUAUUCAUCAAAACCUCAACCACAUCAGUUCACCAUUUUGGUCCGUGGUAUCCCCAGAUCUGCUGGGAACAGCUUCAGUGGAAUUGUUGAGAGUUUUUUUAUGGAAUAUCAUCCUGCCACAUAUCUAUCACAUUUGGUGGUCCGGCGAACAAACAAAGUUCAAGGUCUAAUUAAAGAUGCAAAAUUGUUAUAUAACAGGCUUAUCCACAUGAAAUCAAAAAAUUCUACUCAACAAAAGUUUAUGCGUGAUGGAUUCUUGGGAUUGUUUGGACGUAAAGUCGAUCCUGUUGAUCACUAUGAAAAGAAGUUAGAAGAUCUGGAGGAAAAUGUGAGAAUAGAGCAAUUGGGUCUUUCAGUGUCAGGAGAGGAAGUUCCAGCUGCUUUUGUGUCCUUCAAGUCCCGGUAUGGUGCUGCAAUUGCUUUCCACAUCCAACAAUCAACAAAUCCCACAAAGUGGGUCACAGAGCCAGCUCCUGAGCCUAAUGAUGUUUACUGGCAUUUCUUUUCUACAUCAUUUAUAAAAAGAUGGAUAUCAAAGCUGGUCGUUAUUGUUGCAUGUAUUCUCCUUACAAUUCUGUUCCUUAUUCCAGUUGUGUUUGUACAAGGUCUUACUCAUCUGGAUCAGUUGGAGACCUUUAUGCCUUUCCUGAAAGGAAUAUUGACCAUAGCAUUUGUCAGUCAAGUAAUUACUGGAUAUCUUCCAAGCCUCAUUCUUCAGUUGUUUCUAAAAAUUGUGUCUCCCAUCAUGAAGAUCUUUUCCUCCAUGCAAGGAUAUAUCUCCCAUAGUCAGAUUGAAAUAAGUGCUUGUAAGAAAGUACUCUGGUUCACCAUAUGGAACAUUUUCUUUGCAAAUGUACUAUCCGGAUCAGCUCUAUAUCAAAUUAAUAUUUUCCUUGAGCCCAAGAAUAUUCCAGGGAAGUUAGCUAUAGCUGUUCCAUCUCAGGCAUCAUUCUUCAUUGCCUAUGUUGUCACAUCUGGGUGGACCAGUCUAUCAUCAGAACUCUUUCGUGUGAUCCCUCUCAUCUGGGAUUUUAUAAGAAGACAUUGUUCAGGAAGUUAUGCAGAUGAGUUUGAAGUUCCCUCUAUUCCUUACCACAGAGAAAUUCCUAGAAUUCUCUUCUUUGGGCUCCUUGGCAUUACAUAUUUCCUUCUGGCUCCAUUAAUUCUGCCUUUCCUGUUAGUUUAUUAUUGUCUCGGGUAUAUUAUCUACCGUAAUCAGCUAUUAAAUGUAUAUGCCCCCAAGUUUGAAACUGGUGGAAAGUUUUGGCCUAUAGUGCACAACUCAACAAUAUUUUCUUUGAUACUGAUGCAAGCUAUUGCAAUUGGAAUAUUUGGUUUGAAGAAACUUCCUUUAGCAUCAAGCUUAACCAUUCCUCUUCUAGUUCUAACAUUACUGUUCAAUGAGUAUUGUCGGAAACGUUUCCUACCCGUUUUCAUUGCUUAUUCUGCAGAGAGUCUAAUAAAGAAAGACAAAGAAGACAAGAAUGAUCCUUCAAUGGAUGAAUUUCUCGAUAAACUGGUUACUGCUUAUCGGGACCCAGCUAUGAUGCCAAUCCAGUACUCUACAAACAGUGAUGGCCAUACUUCUCCCCUUCUAACACCUGCUGAAGUUUGAAGUUGGAGAUAGGAUUUGCCUUCUUUUGAUCUGUAACAAUUAUUUUCUAGUGUCACUACUAGGGAAGAUGGAGGAUAGGAUCAGGAUGAUCUACCUAACAUGCAUUCUAGCAUGUUUUUAGUAUACCUCGCUGCUUCCGUUGUUGUUGUGGGAUUUUAACAAAGCAUUUUUCCAUUGUAUUAUUAAUUUAUUAUUGCAUAGAACAACCCCUAUAAUUUCUAAGCUCCCUUUACUAAUGUAGUCAAGGAAUACAUAAGGAAACAUUCAUUAUCA
This is a messenger RNA of Nelumbo nucifera (sacred lotus), 2765 nucleotides long. RefSeq names its product hyperosmolality-gated Ca2+ permeable channel 2.3-like. Gene Ontology annotation, molecular function: calcium-activated cation channel activity. The record is from RefSeq and is a predicted model, not a curated record. NCBI's taxonomy places the organism in Eukaryota, Viridiplantae, Streptophyta, Magnoliopsida, Proteales, Nelumbonaceae. Gene Ontology annotation, cellular component: plasma membrane.